Messenger RNA from Bursaphelenchus okinawaensis, 984 nucleotides. NCBI's taxonomy places the organism in Eukaryota, Metazoa, Nematoda, Chromadorea, Rhabditida, Aphelenchoididae. The record is from the annotation of a GenBank genome assembly.
AUGAGACAACGGGUGACGUCAUUGUUAAAUAUUGAUGACUGGGAAGUAAGUUACUAAUUCUACAGUAAGCUUUUUCUACAUCCUACCCUACUCUACUCUACCCUACCGUACUCUGCUUUUCUCGUGCCCUACCCGAUCCUUGUUUACUGUUUUGUGUAUGCCCUGGGAACCUUACUCUAUCCCACCUUACUUAGCAUUGAGACACCCUAACCUUCCAAUAACUUUGCCUUACAAUUAUUAAGCCUCCAGACAACCCUUCCUAGCUCUAUAAUAUCCCUACCCUAAAAACAACUAGCCCUGACAAAUAUAAGUUAUCAUUUGAUCACGCUACAUCUCACAGCAUCAGCAUACAGCAACAUGACACUUUUGUUCAAGCAGACCAUUACCUAUAAUAAGUUAAUUUCAGAAAACUGUAAAUAUCAUAGCGAUUGGUCAUAUUGUAUUACACAUGAUCUUCCUUGCAUUUGAGAUUUAUUCGGAACAUUGGUACGGCGUUUUCGGAUCGUGUUUAGGAAUUGUCAGCUGUGUAGCAUUGGCAUAUGGUAACAAAAAGAGAUCUCCAUUACUGUUUCUACCUUAUUUAUUGUUUUCGGUAGGUUUUUAGUUUUUUAAGUAUCAACCUAUAUUACCCUUGAUUUUUGUAAAUUUACUAAGACACAUGACUAUGACAUCCUAAAAAACCUUUUUAGACAUUUCUUUAACACUCUCUAUUUAAUUUUCGCCAAGAAAGCCAAUUCCAUCUUUAAAACUUAAAAAACCCCAUUUCAGACAGUACUAAUAGCAGCCUGGCUAGGUGCAGCCGUAUAUCUAAUAGCAGAAGCUGUGGAUUCAGACGAAGAUGUUCACACAUUACUACGAUAUCAAUCACCAACAGUCGCCAUUGUGAUGGGAUCGAUUGAAAUCGUUAUAUCGUUAGUACAAGCUGUUGCUUUAGCAUUUGUAUUUAGAGCAGGAAAUUUACUACGUAAAAAUGGGUUUUAUUAA